This is a messenger RNA of Apodemus sylvaticus (European woodmouse), 753 nucleotides long. It is a transcript of the gene Klk14, whose product is annotated as kallikrein related peptidase 14. The coding region runs from base 1 to 753 and encodes 250 amino acids. The record is from RefSeq and is a predicted model, not a curated record. Lineage: Eukaryota; Metazoa; Chordata; Mammalia; Rodentia; Muridae. Gene Ontology annotation, molecular function: serine-type endopeptidase activity. The transcript is spliced from 5 exons. Gene Ontology annotation, biological process: seminal clot liquefaction; epidermis morphogenesis; proteolysis.
AUGUUCCUUCUACUGACCAUACUCCAAGCCUUGGCUGUAGCCAUUGUCCAGAGCCAAGGAGAUCAUAAAAUUAUCGGUGGCUACACCUGUGUCCAGAACUCCCAACCAUGGCAGGUUGCUCUGCUGUCCGGACCUGGGAGGAGCUUACUGUGUGGAGGAGUCCUGCUGUCAAACCAGUGGGCCAUCACUGCUGCUCAUUGUGCUCGCCCGAUUCUUCACGUAGCCCUGGGCAAGCACAACAUAAGAAGGUGGGAAGCGACUCAGCAGGUGGUGCGUGUGGUUCGCCAGGUGCCACAUCCCCAGUACCGACCUCAGGCCCAUGACAAUGACGUCAUGCUGCUGAAGCUGCAGAAGAGGGUGCGGCUGGGGCGAGCAGUGAAGACCAUCUCUGUGGCCAGCUCCUGUGCCAGGCCAGGGACUCCCUGCCGAGUGUCAGGCUGGGGGACCAUAGCCAGUCCCAUUGCCAGGUACCCCACCGCUCUGCAGUGUGUGAAUGUCAACAUCAUGUCGGACCAGGUAUGCCAACAAGCCUACCCUGGAACCGUAACAUCUGGCAUGGUCUGUGCCGGAGUCCCGGAAGGCGGGAAAGACUCCUGUCAGGGUGAUUCUGGGGGACCCCUGGUAUGUGGGGGACAGCUCCAGGGCCUUGUGUCCUGGGGAAUGGAACGUUGUGCUAUGCCUGGCUUCCCAGGAGUCUAUGCCAACCUGUGCAAAUACCACAGCUGGAUCCAGAGGACAAUGCAAAGCAACUGA